AUGAAAGAUGCUGAGGGUUCGACAGACAGAAAAGCCGGGGGCAAUUUCGAAUCUAUCGAGGUGAAGCGUGGCGAGACGAAGCGACACGAGACGAGACGAGAAAAGGAAGUUGAAACCUUUAGACUAAAAAGGAGGGCAGAGUCUAUCUAUCUACGUAUUGGUGCCGAUGCGAAUGCCGAUGCGGAUGCAGGUCCAGAAGUCGAGGUCGGAGUCCAGGUCCAGGUCCAGGUCGAGGUCGAAGUUGAAGUUGAAGUCGAAGUCGAUGCUGGUGAUGGGGUUGAUAUAGCGAAGUUGUCAGCCGCGGUCGAGAUGGGGAGUCGCGAUCGAGUUGCGAUCGUGUCGCGCCUGAAGACGAAGUUCGGCUUUAGUCCCUUGUUCCCUUUCCCUCGUACUGCCACUCCCACUGCCUCUCCCACUCCUUCCUGGCUUCGCUUUGCUUAUGCUUCGUCUCAACUCUGCCGCAGUCUUCAGGUUCCGGAGAUCGCGACGGCUAUUGGCCAGCCUGGCCGUGUUUCAACUUUGCACGACGCAGGACAGGACUUGGGACCUUGGGACCUUGGAAUCUUGGUCUCUUGGUCGCUUGGGCUCUUGGGCUCUUGGUCUCUUGGUCUCUUGGGAUCUUGA
This is a messenger RNA of Drepanopeziza brunnea f. sp. 'multigermtubi' MB_m1, 624 nucleotides long. NCBI's taxonomy places the organism in Eukaryota, Fungi, Ascomycota, Leotiomycetes, Helotiales, Drepanopezizaceae. The record is from RefSeq and is a predicted model, not a curated record.